UAAAGCACAUAUGUACAUCCACAGUGGGUCGUGGCCUUUCCGUUGUAACAUCUGUAGCAGAGGGUUCAGCAAACAGACCAACCUACGUAACCACCUUUUCUUACAUACAGGAGACCGGCCAUAUCCCUGUAAAUUUUGUGGAAAGAAGUUUGCUCUGGCUUGUAAUCUUCGUGCACAUACCAAAACACAUCAUCACAGUGAUGGAAAAAUAAAUAGCAACAAAGAAAUGCCAUCAGAAAAAACAGGUAUCGCUAACACAGCAUAUGAUAGUGCUGCACCAGGACACGAAGACAAGCUCAAUCUGAACCCCCGUAGAGGGACAAGUGAUACCAACUGUAAAAUUCACAAUACCUGGCAUGAAAAGAAUGACAAAGGAACACAAUCGAUUCUAGUGACGGCCCCUAACACGUGCUCUCUCCCGACACCAGAAACAAUUCAACAGUUCCCGUCCUGUUCUUUAAUAAAGAAUUUCCAUUCAUUAGACAGUACUGAGAGUCCAAUGAAAAUUCCUUCUGCAACUUUUACAGAUAACAAAAGAUUGUUUCAUAUGAAUUCCAAUAAUUGUGCACCUGAUGAUCUGUCUAAAUCAUUAACACAUUCUGAUCAAUUGCAUGAUAUAAGUAGGCUUGGAUACACAAACAUUUUGGAAGAACUAUGGUCUGGAAAUAAUUCCUUCAUUAAUCAGUACAACAUUCCACUUUCAGUACUUCCAACACCUUUCAACAUUAACAUGCCAUGUUUAACAUCCAUAUCAUUAGCUGAUUUACAAGCUUUGUUACUGAUGCAAGCAGCUAAUAUGGCAAUACUUCAUGGAGGAAACAUCGCUUUCAAUGAUGGGAAGUCACUGAAAAAGCAACUGAAUGAACCAGCACAAAGCAGAAGUCUUUUACUAGCCUAA
This is a messenger RNA of Zootermopsis nevadensis, 898 nucleotides long. Lineage: Eukaryota; Metazoa; Arthropoda; Insecta; Blattodea; Termopsidae. The record is from RefSeq and is a predicted model, not a curated record.